Molecule: messenger RNA, 2037 nt
Organism: Fraxinus pennsylvanica
Lineage: Eukaryota; Viridiplantae; Streptophyta; Magnoliopsida; Lamiales; Oleaceae
Source: the annotation of a GenBank genome assembly
AUGAGGAGGCCAAAAUUGGAAUUAUUCUUUUCCCUUAGACGGCAAAGAUCAAUUCAGAUUCUUGUUUUUGUUGCGUUUUUGUAUAUGCUUCUGGUGAGUUUUGAAGUCCCUUUUGUGUUAAAAAAUGGGCUUGGGUCAGUUUCUCGAGAGGGGAUUUUAAAUAGUAAUAAUGGGUUUUUGAAUUACAAGCCUUUUGUGCUGGAAAGUGAGGAAAAUUUGGAGGAAAGAGAGGCCCCCAUUCGCCCUCAUGAUGUACCCCUUAAGGUCUCUAAUCAUUCGAAACAUGAGAGAAAAAUCCAAGAGUUAAUUAGAACACCGUUGUCAAGCUUGAACUUCAGUGCUGGCAUUGUGAAUUCGAUCCCCGAAAAUGGGAUUUUAGAGUCAGUAAAAGUGGCCCUUGAGCUUGGCAGUAAGGUCUGGCAUGACCUCGAAUUGGAAAGGAUUGAUGACAAAAAUAUAGGAAAAAAUAAUAAUGGAAGUGUUACUUCUGGUGUGAAUAAAAGAAAAAGUGAGGAAUGCCCACAUUCCUUAGCUAUAAGGGGGGAUGUGUUUGCAACGAAGGGGCGAGUGAUGGUGUUGCCAUGUGGUCUAACAUUGGGAUCACAUAUCACAGUGGUGGGGAAGCCAAGGGUAGCCCACGCAGAGACUGAUCCAAAGAUUUCGCUGUUGAAGGAGGGACAGUACUUGAUGGUUUCACAGUUUAUGAUGGAGUUGCAGGGGUUGAGGAUAGUGGAUGGAGAGGAUCCUCCAAGGAUCCUGCAUUUUAAUCCACGGGUGAAGGGAGAUUGGAGUGGGAAGCCUGUUAUUGAGCAAAACACUUGUUAUAGGAUGCAAUGGGGGACUGCUCAACGGUGUGAUGGGUUGAAGACUCGGGCCGAUGAGGAGACUGUUGAUGGUUUGGUGAAAUGUGAAAAGUGGAUUAGAGAUGAUGACAAUCGCUCUGAAGAAUCAAAGACAACAUGGUGGUUAAGUCGAUUAAUAGGCCGGACGCCGAAGAGGAUGGAUGUUGAUUGGGCUUUCCCAUUUGCAGAAGACAAGUUAUUUGUCCUUACUCUUAGUGCUGGCUUGGAGGGGUACCAUGUCAAUGUUGACGGAAGACAUAUCACCUCAUUUCCAUAUCGCCCUGGAUUUACACUCGAAGAUGCCACUGGAUUAUCUUUGAUGGGAGACAUUGAUGUCCACUCUGUUUUCGCUGCUUCCCUGCCCACAUUACACCCCAGUUUUGCACCUCAACGAAAUCUUGAUUGGUCUAACAAAUGGAAGGCUCCGCCUAUUCUUGAAGGGCCUGUUGAACUGUUCAUUGGUAUUCUUUCAGCAGGCAACCACUUUGCUGAACGUAUGGCUGUGAGGAAGUCUUGGAUGCAGCAUAGGCUAAUAAAAUCUUCCAAUACAGUUGCUCGUUUCUUUGUUGCACUGCAUGCUAGAAAGGAAGUGAAUGCGGAAUUAAAGAAAGAAGCUGACUUUUUCGGAGACAUUGUAAUAGUACCAUACAUGGACAACUAUGACCUUGUUGUUUUAAAGACAGUUGCCAUCUGUGAAUAUGGGGUUCGAAGAGCUCCUGCAAAGUAUAUUAUGAAAACUGAUGAUGACACAUUUGUCAGAGUAGACGCUGUUCUUAUGGAAGCGAAGAAAAUACCCGAGAACAAGAGCUUGUACAUUGGGAAUAUGAAUUACUACCAUAAGCCCAUGCGAAGUGGUAAAUGGUCAGUGACAUAUGAGGAAUGGCCAGAAGAAGUCUAUCCACCCUAUGCGAAUGGUCCGGGCUACGUUAUUUCAUCUGACAUUGCAAACUUUAUUGUUUCUGACUUCGAGAAGCAUAAACUACGGUUGUUUAAAAUGGAGGAUGUGAGUAUGGGAAUGUGGGUCGAGAAAUUCAGUGAUUCGCAACCAGUUGAGUACGUCCAUAGCUUGAAGUUCUGCCAGUUCGGGUGCAUAGAAGAUUAUUAUACGGCUCACUACCAAUCUCCGAGGCAGAUGAUAUGUAUGUGGAACAAAUUGCAACAGCGAGGAAAGUCUUUAUGUUGCAACAUGAGAUGA